ACUUCGAUUGUAGCUUCGCGCGAAUUCGGUUACCUUCUGUAACCAAGGUUGUAUCCUGGCACGAUCUCGGUAUCCUUUCGAUGCCACGAGAUCGCCAGCAAAUAUAACUCGACUUGGUCCAUUAACUGCCUUCUGAUAUUUGGCUUCUCGGGGAUUUUAUGGAGUCAUUUGGAACGAGCUUCUUACGCCUUCUGAUCUAUUUGGCACGUGUUUCUUGGUAGCGGUGUUCAUAGUUAAUCUCAACUCGACGCCACGCUACAAUUUGUGACCCGUAUCUUGGAACACGCCUCAACUUCUGGUCAAAUCUUCCAAAGAAGCCAAUUCGGUGAGUCUAUGAUUUAUCUAUCCACGUCUGUCGUAUAUUUUCAUAUUUUUUAAUAUAUAAUAUACGCGACAUGACGGAUAACGAUAAGAAUAGUAUUAAUAUAAUAGACUCACAUGUAUGUGUACCGAAUCCUUGUUACUUUUUAUUCGCGUGACGAUGAAUUCCACGCUUUAUUCGAGAAAUUUUCCCCUAUUAUUUAUUCUCCUCGCUGACCCGGCUGCUUGGUACGGAAUGCAUUCGCAUACGCAUUAACGUCUACCUCCCAGUAUCAAAUGGUUAAGUUGAACGGUUUCAUUGCCAACUUAAAAGUGCUCUACGAGCACAUGAGAACGACAACUGGUACGAAACCUUAUCGCUCGUCCUCUUAGGUAUUCGAACGAGCUUGAAGGCAGAUAUACAAUGUUCCGCCGCUGAAAUGGUAUACGGCACGACAUUGCGUCUGCCCGGAGAAUUCUUCACACCACGGAGCAGACCUAAUUUCGGUAAAUCAGACAACGUCCGUCGACUGUCUGCAUUUAUGUGAACGCUGUCUCCGGUGUCAACUCGAAUACAACAUCGACAGGUCGCUCUCCCUCGAGAGUUAUCUACCUGUUCACAUGUUUUUGUACGAGUAGAUUCGGUACUCAAACCUUGACAACAACCUUACGAAGGCCCUUCUCACGUGAUCGCUCGUCACGAAAAGACCUUCAAGGUUGAUCGAUAUGGACGCGUCGAGAUCGUCAGCGUUGAUCGUCUCAAACCAGCACACGUCGAUGACAGUGCCCUAUCUGGUAACCUGAGAUUCAAUGCUAGACCUAUUAAACCUAGCGGGAUCCUUAAAUCUUCUUCAGGUCCCACGCUAGAUACAUCUGAGACCUCAUUCUCACGUCCCGGUCAACAGCACGCGUCAUCUGCACCGUCUACGGACGAGACGAUAGUCUCACGUCCAGAUCAGCAGAACACGCCGCCUCUGACCUCGGAUGAGAUUGCAGGCUCACGCGAUACGAACGAGACUGCCGUCUCGCGUUCCGGUCGCCGAGUACGGUUGCCCGUACGCUUCCGCGAAUAGUCGCACAGUCAACAACCGAUACGGUGUAGGAUUAUUCCUAUACUACACGCAUGCUACACUCUUCUCUUUUUCGAUUUUCUUUUUGUUUCCUGAGCCCACGCCUUCGACCAUCUCCGUUUGGUUCCGUCGACUUCAGUCAACUUUGGCGAAAGCUGGCCUGAUCACCCACGCUCUUGUCAACGUACUCAGUCGAUAUAUUGGUUUCGAAUGCUUGGCAUACGCUUAGUCUCGAACUUGGUCGUUACGGUCACUUCUGGUCUUUUGGCUCAACGUGGUUUCGUCCUACGUCUGCAGCGUUUCUGGUGCGCACCCCUACGAACGCAAUCUUCAGAUUCUGGAUACAAACCACUCUGGUGUAGCAUGCCAACUCAAGCAAUAAAUACAACACAUCGCUCCUGGUACCGUUCUCCGAAAACGACCUUCGUUGGCAACUCGACGAUCAACGAUCGCUUUCCUGUUCGCCAAUUCUUCCGUCCUACAAUCGCUCGUCAGCCGAUCAGUCCCACGAUUCAAACCGCUAUUUAUCGAAAGUGUAAACCCUUUCUAGCGGGGGCUCCUGUAGUGACUCACAUUUAUCACGAGAACACGACUGUUUUAAUAAAAACAAUUAUUAUUAUAACCAACUGUACCAGUGUUUGUUUUAAUGUGCUUUUGUUUGACUGUGCUAAUGACAGCUAUUUUGUGCUUCCAUUAUUAUACUUACACUUCGAUUGUAACUUCGCGCGAAUUCGGUUACCUUCUGUAACCAAGGUUGUAUCCUGGCACGAUCUCGGUAUCCUUUCGAUGCCACGAGAUCGCCAGCAAAUAUAACUCGACUUGGUCCAUUAACUGCCUUCUGAUAUUUGGCUUCUCGGGGAUUUUAUGGAGUCAUUUGGAACGAGCUUCUUACGCCUUCUCAUCUAUUUGGCACGUGUUUCUUGGUAGCGGUGUUCAUAGUUAAUCUCAACUCGACGCCACGCUACAAUUUGUGACCCGUAUCUUGGAACACGCCUCAACUUCUGGUCAAAUCUUCCAAAGAAGCCAAUUCGGUGAGUCUAUGAUUUAUCUAUCCACGUCUGUCGUAUAUUUUCAUAUUUUUAAUAUAUAAUAUACGCGACAUGACGGAUAACGAUAAGAAUAGUAUUAAUAUAAUAGACUCACAUGUAUGUGUACCGAAUCCUUGUUACUUUUUUAUUCGCGUGACGAUGAAUUCCACGCUUUAUUCGAGAAAUUUUCCCCUAUUAUUUAUUCUCCUCGCUGACCCGGCUGCUUGGUACGGAAUGCAUUCGCAUACGCAUUAACGUCUACCUCCCAGUAUCAAAUGGUUAAGUUGAACGGUUUCAUUGCCAACUUAAAAGUGCUCUACGAGCACAUGAGAACGACAACUGGUACGAAACCUUAUCGCUCGUCCUCUUAGGUAUUCGAACGAGCUUGAAGGCAGAUAUACAAUGUUCCGCCGCUGAAAUGGUAUACGGCACGACAUUGCGUCUGCCCGGAGAAUUCUUCACACCACGGAGCAGACCUAAUUUCGGUAAAUCAGACAACGUCCGUCGACUGUCUGCAUUUAUGUGAACGCUGUCUCCGGUGUCAACUCGAAUACAACAUCGACAGGUCGCUCUCCCUCGAGAGUUAUCUACCUGUUCACAUGUUUUUGUACGAGUAGAUUCGGUACGCAAACCUUGACAACAACCUUACGAAGGCCCUUCUCACGUGAUCGCUCGUCACGAAAAGACCUUCAAGGUUGAUCGAUAUGGACGCGUCGAGAUCGUCAGCGUUGAUCGUCUCAAACCAGCACACGUCGAUGACAGUGCCCUAUCUGGUAACCUGAGAUUCAAUGCUAGACCUAUUAAACCUAGCGGGAUCCUUAAAUCUUCUUCAGGUCCCACGCUAGAUACAUCUGAGACCUCAUUCUCACGUCCCGGUCAACAGCACGCGUCAUCUGCACCGUCUACGGACGAGACGAUAGUCUCACGUCCAGAUCAGCAGAACACGCCGCCUCUGACCUCGGAUGAGAUUGCAGGCUCACGCGAUACGAACGAGACUGCCGUCUCGCGUUCCGGUCGCCGAGUACGGUUGCCCGUACGCUUCCGCGAAUAGUCGCACAGUCAACAACCGAUACGGUGUAGGAUUAUUCCUAUACUACACGCAUGCUACACUCUUCUCUUUUUCGAUUUUCUUUUUGUUUCCUGAGCCCACGCCUUCGACCAUCUCCGUUUGGUUCCGUCGACUUCAGUCAACUUUGGCGAAAGCUGGCCUGAUCACCCACGCUCUUGUCAACGUACUCAGUCGAUAUAUUGGUUUCGAAUGCUUGGCAUACGCUUAGUCUCGAACUUGGUCGUUACGGUCACUUCUGGUCUUUUGGCUCAACGUGGUUUCGUCCUACGUCUGCAGCGUUUCUGGUGCGCACCCCUACGAACGCAAUCUUCAGAUUCUGGAUACAAACCACUCUGGUGUAGCAUGCCAACUCAAGCAAUAAAUACAACACAUCGCUCCUGGUACCGUUCUCCGAAAACGACCUUCGUUGGCAACUCGACGAUCAACGAUCGCUUUCCUGUUCGCCAAUUCUUCCGUCCUACAAUCGCUCGUCAGCCGAUCAGUCCCACGAUUCAAACCGCUAUUUAUCGAAAGUGUAAACCCUUUCUAGCGGGGGCUCCUGUAGUGACUCACAUUUAUCACGAGAACACGACUGGUUUAAUAAAAACAAUUAUUAUUAUAACCAACUGUACCAGUGUUUGUUUUAAUGUGCUUUUGUUUGACUGUGCUAAUGACAGCUAUUUUGUGCUUCCAUUAUUAUACUUACACUUCGAUUGUAACUUCGCGCGAAUUCGGUUACCUUCUGUAACCAAGGUUGUAUCCUGGCACGAUCUCGGUAUCCUUUCGAUGCCACGAGAUCGCCAGCAAAUAUAACUCGACUUGGUCCA
This is a messenger RNA of Schistosoma haematobium, 4273 nucleotides long. RefSeq lists its product as uncharacterized. Bases 1581 to 2183 code for a protein of 200 amino acids. Lineage: Eukaryota; Metazoa; Platyhelminthes; Trematoda; Strigeidida; Schistosomatidae. The record is from RefSeq and is a predicted model, not a curated record. The transcript has a single exon.